Toxotes jaculatrix (banded archerfish) is the source of this 2182-nucleotide messenger RNA. RefSeq names its product IKBKB interacting protein. The record is from RefSeq and is a predicted model, not a curated record. The transcript is spliced from 3 exons. NCBI's taxonomy places the organism in Eukaryota, Metazoa, Chordata, Actinopteri, Toxotidae. The coding region runs from base 209 to 1447 and encodes 412 amino acids.
AAAGCACCAAGAUUGUUAAUAGCGUUGAAACCAAGCCGCUACUCAUCCUUUUUCACUUUAGGAUCCUACAUUAUGAACUUAUCUGCAAAACAAGAGUCUUAUUUCCUCUACAGUGUAAACAGUAGCUGUUAGACUGUGUUUUUUCCUGCUCGGCCUGUUGAAUUGCUUCCCAGGAAAAGUUACCAACAGUGUGUGUCAGUGUGCUAAAAUGCCUACUGAACUGAAGCAGAGGAAGAAGACGCAAAAACAAAGUGAUGAAGCGUCAGAAAACUCUUCUGCGAACGGCAAAGAUGAAGCGCAAAAAGCGAAGACGGAGCCUGGAAACAACACGGGAGCGAAUAAAACGUCUUCGAGUCUGGACAUUAGAAGUUUAAUGUGCUUAUUGUCGCUUGCAGCGUGUGGAGCUCUGAGCUGGAUGGUGCUGCAGCAGAACGAGAGGUUUUCCCAAAUUGAAGAAAAGUACAAAUCUCUGCACGGGAAGACUUCGAGUCUAUUCGACAUGGAGGAAGAAGUCCUCAAAGUCUCUAAGAAGCUUGCCGCCUCUGAGGAUGACCUGCAGGAGGCGCUUUCCACCGUCUCCUUGGCAACAAGACUCCAACAGGACAUCUCCACCCUCCACACGGCCGUCAUGGCGAUGCAGGCCGAUGAGAACUCCGCCUCCCGUGACCUGCAGACGGUCAACGCUCACUUCCUCAAUGUGACAGAGACGUGGCAGGAGCGUCUGGCGGCCAUCACCUCUGACCUGGCUGCCCUCAAAGCCGAGUCACGGGAAGCUCACGCCGGAGCCACCGAGCGGGUGAACGAGGCAGAGCGGAGGGCUCGGUCGCUGACGGAGAAGCUGGAGGAGCUUGAGGACAGCACAAAGAGAAACGCCCGAGCUCUGGAGCGCACAGAGGAGGACGACGCCACACGAGUGCAGGAUCAGAUGGACUGGAACACCAAGCAGAUCCACAAGCUGGAGGAGCAGAUCAGCAGCCUUUCCAAGAGGGAGGCUGAGCUCAGCUCUCAGCUCCAGGAGCACAUUCCCCGGGCACAGGAGUGUGAAGAACACCUGCCGCAGGUGGAGGAGGCGGUGCGCUCCAUCCUGAGGCUGGGGGGUGACCUGAGCGGGGCGGAGAAGAGGCUGGAGGAGGUGACGCUACAGGUGUUUGGGACAGAGGACAGCAUGCUGAAGGCGCUGAAUGAAAUCCUCGAGAUCAGACAGGAGCUGGACACCCUGCAGGCUCAAAACAGCAUCCUGAAGAUGAAAAAUGAGUUGUCCGUAGUUAAAGAGGCGGUCCGUGAACUCACCAUGGUGUUGAGGGAAGGUAGGGUUGACAGCCAAAACGACUUGGACACCCUGGAAGAGGAAGAAGGAUGGAAAGAUGAGGAGGAGGAGGAGGAGGAGUGGGAUAAAGACGACCAGGAUGAAACAAAUCAACCUCUUCAUGACGACCUCUCUGAAUGAUGUCAUUGUUUAUUUAGCAAGCGACAAGGAGUGAAUCUAAGUAUUUGUUGAAGUUCAGUAUUAAUGUUUUGUAAAAUGUGCACCUCAGUUUAUUGUCAGAAAAUUGUGACCAUCACUGUGUAAAAGUAACUAAUAAUUUCAACAUGAACUCAGGCACACAUGCACUGUAAUCCACAGGUACAGGAUAUAUUGUAGUGGUUUGGUUAAUGCAGAGUGAUGUUUUUAAGUUUCCACAGCAGUUUUAUAUAACGUGCACCUUUACUCUUAAGCCAGCCAUUUGCACUGAUACAACAUAUGACAAAAUAUGUGCCAGUCCUUCUGGAUGCAACUACAUUGGAUGUGAUUGACAGAGAAAUAAUUUCAGGUCCAGCUUUGAAUUGUGGAUUUCUUUGUCUUAUUUCAUAGAAAACAGCAAGCAGCUUGAUGAAAGUUUGAUAUUUUGCGUUUGGAAGUUUUGAUGGACAUUUUUAACAAUUUUUGGACAUUUCAUGGACUAAGUCAAUUAAUUAAUUGGUCAAUUAAGAAAGCGAUAAUGAUCAAAAUCGUAAGUUGCAACUCUGAGCUGCAUCUCUGUAAGUGUUACCUUAGAUAUGGAGCAGAAUCAGAUUUUGUAGAUGUGUAAUAAAUCUUCAUGUUUCUAGUGACUGUUACAUGUUCACCUGACUUUAGUUUCACCUGUUGAAAGCUCGACAGUUUUAUCAUGAUUUAAUAAAAUCACCUUUUUUGUAUACAGGU